AUGAACAACAACAACAGCAGCCAAACCACCCCAGCUCACACCAAUCAAGGUCAUCCAGAUAAUCAAAAUCAGCACGACUACUUUAAUCAAGAAGAUGAUUUCGAACACGACUAUUUUAGUCAAGAAGAUGAUUUCGAUCAGGAGUAUUUUAGCCACGACGAAGAUGAUUUCGAACAGCUCAACUACAAUCAUGAUGGAACCAAUGACUACCCUAAACCGUAUCCUAAAGUUAAGUAUCCUUUUGAUGGAAGCACUGAAAACCUUAAGUAUGGAAGAUCAGCACUUGAAAACAUGAAAACUGCAAUCAUGGAGAACAUUAAUCUGAAGCAAGCCCUUAGUAGUCUUGAUACCCUCAAGUUAGUCAAACCAUAUCUUAAAGACAACGCAUAUCAUUGGGCUAAAGAAUUUUUCACAAACCUUCACCACAGCCUUGUUGGAGAACACCAUCACUAUUCCAGAGUUAAAGUUAAUCAAUUAGGAGAAGUUGCAAAUACUGUUGUUAUAACAUUGAAGAAUGAAGAUACUGUUACUUUGCGUAAAUUCCUCCAAGCCAAUAAUGAAGCUAAAUCUUCUUACAUUUUUGAAGCGUUUACUAUUGCAUUUGAAGAGAAGUUUAAUGUCGUUUAUGAAUCAGCUAGAUUAAUUGAGAAAAUCCAAACUAUUCGUCAACGUGAACCACUUUUUGCCUACCGUCAAAGAUUUCUUGAAACUUAUAAGUAUUGUAAAGAAGCAAUGUCAGAAGCUACUGCAAUCCGUUAUUUUCUUGAUGGUAUGGAUAUCGAAUAUCGUAAAUAUUACACCAGAGACCGUGACAACUACAAAACCAUCAAGGAUCUUGACAAUUUAAUUGAAUAUCGUGAUAUUGAUGAUAGAUUAAGCAAACGUAACAAAAAUCAUAGUAUCCGCAAAGGCAGAAAAGCUUACAGCAAUAAUUAUCAUCCAUACUCAGGACAAGACCAUCAGCAACAAUCUCAAUCUCAGCCACAACAACAAUCUGAUCAACAACAAAAUUCUACCCGAACUCAAUCAUCAACACCUAUUUGUUACAAUUGUGGUCAACCAGGUCAUAUUGCUCCAAGAUGUAGGCAACAGCAGUUGAACCAUUAG
This is a messenger RNA of Hemisphaericaspora subhashii, 1107 nucleotides long. Its product is annotated as C2HC-type zinc finger protein. The record is from RefSeq and is a predicted model, not a curated record. Gene Ontology annotation, molecular function: zinc ion binding; nucleic acid binding. The transcript has a single exon. NCBI's taxonomy places the organism in Eukaryota, Fungi, Ascomycota, Pichiomycetes, Serinales, Debaryomycetaceae. Bases 1 to 1107 code for a protein of 368 amino acids.